AUAGUAAUAACAAAGAAUUGACAGAAAUCAUACAAUAACAACAACAACAACAAAAAGUCAGACAAAAUGUUGAAAUCAUUUAAAAUUUACACCUGCACAAACGGUUCGCUGGGCCUUCAUCUGAGUCGGGCACCCUGGGAUCCCUAUCCGUGGGUGAGCAGCAUUCAAAAGGAUUCGAACUCAUACAAGGCUGGUCUACGCAUCGGCGAUUGUCUGCUCGAGCUAAACGGCAACGAUGUUCUGGGCCUGAAAAUCUCCGAGAUUGCAGCGCUCUUAAAAAAUCAUUGGCUGAACGAAAGCAGUAAUCAUGUCAGCGUUGUAAUAUGGCGUAAGAAAGCCAAAGAUAACUCUGACACCGAAGAAGACGACGACGAAGAUGAGGAAAACAAUGCGCAUAACAUUAAUCAGCAAUCGUUGCAAAAGUUUGCAACUUGCCUGCAACAUAUUGCCCAAUUAUUGGAAUGUCCUGUUUGUUUGGAGGUUGUAAAACCACCUGGCUGGCAGUGCUGCAACGGUCAUGUUCUCUGCAAUAAUUGCCGCAGUCGCUCAGAAAAAUGUCCAGUUUGUCGGGUGCCAUUGGGACCACGGGGUAGAUGUUUGCUGUCGGAUAAGUUAUUUACAUUGCUGGCGGAUAGUUUUCCCUGUGAUGGAGUGCGCAACAAUAAAAGCUCGCCGAAAGAUAGAAGGAAGUGUAGCACGGAAUUUCAUAAUCAACCAAAGUUGGCCAUUGAGUCCAAGCAGCAGCAACAGUGCCAAGAUGAAGAUGAAGUUAAGGCCAAAGAUAUCAAGAAGACGGAACAUGAUUCCAUUUUAAGCUCUUUGCGUAUGGGUCGACGAAGACGUACCAAAACGAAAAAAGUGGAGGAAACGGAAAGCAAUGUUGAGGAGGAGGGACGACAGGAAAACAAACGGCCACAUCAUUCAAUGGUAGGGCAGCAGCAACAGCAACAGCACCAACACCAGGGAUUGUUCGAAGCUACAAAUGCUGUUGUUGUUAAUGUGUCAGUAGUGAACACUGAGCUUGGUAACAACAACAGCAACAACAACAUCAGCAGCAGGAAGUCAUCACAAGAUUACAGGGAUGGUGUUACGACAACAGCAACAUCAAUGACAGUCCAGGUGCCGGUCCGGUCCAUUGUUGAAAAGCAUCCAACCUUUGCUAGCAAUGAAUUGGCUGUCCAAACUGCAGCAGCAGCAGCCGGAGCAAAAUGUCAUUGCAGAGAGUGUUAUAAGCCAGAUAAAGUUGCAAUUGUAAAUAAUGUUGCAAUAACAACAACACCUACACCAAAUAAAUAUAUAUUACGAGUUUAUGAAGAAGCCAGAGCUCAUCAAGGACUGCAGAAGCAGCAGCAUCAGCAUCAAAAGCAAUAUUAUCAGUGCCCAACUGGGAAAUUAUGUUGCUUGCAACAGAACGUGAUGCCCCAAGCAGAUGAAGCAACUGAAGUUAUGGCCUCAACUCAACAACACCAACCAGGACAACUACAACAAAUGACUAAUGGUAAUUUGUCAACAAGACAAACAACAUCAGACAACACCCCAACCAUCACCAAAAUUCUGCACAACGAAUGGCAACUGCUAACCCAUUUGACUCAGGAUCAUCAGUUGGCUGUUAAUCAGUAUUAUGCUGAGUUUGGUCAGCGUAUAACCAUUCGCCACGAUGCCCUGCAGCAGAGCAUAAUCUGCCUAAAUCUGCGAGCCAAUGAAUCCGCCACCACCACCACCACCGCACCAGCUCAAAUGGAAAAAUUCUUUGUGGCCUUUGUGCCCAUGUCCUGUGACAAUGGGGCAGCAGGGUAUGUUUUGGCCACAUCCAGCCACAGUAACCACAACAGUUCCUUGGAAAACAACAGCAACAGCUUGAAUGUUGCAAACUCCUCCAAUCCCUCCCUAGCCACCACCAAAGUAGCGAUUUUCAUUUGGCACAUGAAUCCGUUACACCAACAAGCCAAUGACCAUCUCUCGCGAGAGGAUGCUUCAAAGCAAUCCCACAUUGAUGCUGGCGACGAUGAUGAGGUCAGCAAUUUUGAUGCGAUUAUAGAAAAUCCCAAAACGGGCAUCAAAUGGUUUGGUCGGGCUCAUUGUUUAACCACACCAUGGUCCCACAUCUACCAUAAACAACAUUUUCUUAUGCACCAAGUGCUGGAUGGGGUGCAGGCGGGAGGUGCUGGCGGAGACUCAUUUGUGAUUGUUAUCAAAACGAAAUCCUAGUGUCCGUCACUCGAAAAAUAUUUACAAUGGGAAUUUGUUUUCUUCGUCGUUGUGUCAUCUCUGACAGCAAAAUCGAUCAAAGUUGUUGCGACGAGAAGUUGCAAGAGUACUUCAACGAAAUCGACGAUGUGACCUUCAGUUUAUACUAUGGUGAUAUUAUGAUAUUUAUAAUAUAUAUUUUUUUAUUAUGAAACGUUUUAUUUUGUAAGUCAAAUGCGAUAGUUUUUGAACAGUAAGCUAUUAAAAUAUUGAA
Molecule: messenger RNA, 2461 nt
Organism: Musca domestica (house fly)
Lineage: Eukaryota; Metazoa; Arthropoda; Insecta; Diptera; Muscidae
Exons: 4
Coding region: 67-2208 (713 amino acids)
Biological process (GO): multicellular organism development; proteasome-mediated ubiquitin-dependent protein catabolic process
Cellular component (GO): cytoplasm
Molecular function (GO): ubiquitin conjugating enzyme binding; ubiquitin protein ligase activity
Source: RefSeq, a predicted model, not a curated record